AUGGAACUAUCAGAUACGGCUCUGAAGCUCUCGAAGGUGAUCGAGCGGGAAGCCAAACGACGGACAACAGUCCAUAACUCAGGAAUAUUCCAUGUCCACCCCCACUUCCCGUCGUUCUCACGCCAAAAAGCUGACAAAGUACAGAGGAGUCAACGCAGUCGACGAUCUUCAUUGUCUGUGGCACCGACACCAGAGGAAGACACAGCUGUGACGUCUGCGAGCGGUAGCAACUCCCAUUUACCAGUUCCAGUUCCCACUCCGGCCAAGGUGGCAUCUUCGCGACACAGCUCAAAAGUUGCCUCCGAGUUGCAACCAGUAAACCCUGACGAGCCUGUUGGUUGCAUGCACAAACUCUGGGACUUUUUCGAAGAUCCACAGUCGUCCACAGCGGCAUAUUAUUUCUCUCUUGGCUUAUAUGGAUUCAUUAUUAUCUCCACAUUCGUCUUCGUCGCUGAAACGGAGGAAAUUUUCGACCCGUACAUGACGGUACUUACUACAUUAGAGGCGGUUUGUGCAGGUGUCUUCUCGUUUGAAUUGGUUGGACGCUUUCUCGUGUGCCCCAGUAAAUUGGCCUUCCUCCAAGACUUCUCGAAUUGGGUAGACUUUGCGGCAGUAUUUCCAUUUUACAUGGAGUCAGUUUUGGCUGUAGACAAUGCCGGGUCUUUCGGUGCCAUUCGAAUAGUGCGACUCACACGAGUGGCGCGCGUUUUGAAAAUGUCACGGUAUUCUUCAGCGAUUCAGGUCUUCACUCAAGCUAUCUCCAUCAGUAUUAAACCACUGACAAUGCUGAUCUUUCUCAUGUCGAUUGCCAUGAUUAUAUUCUCAUCGGCCAUUUACUUCGCUGAAUAUACCGACGAUGGUUGCCGUGCAGACGGAUGGAUGGGAAACUGUACAGUCGAUUCCUCUGGAGAUGUUAACACUGCAGAAGUUGCCUACUCAAUAUCGGCGGCUGCAGCAGUAGCGUCAGUUUCGUCAAGCGAUGCUUGCGUGUGUGUCGAUCCGAACCCGUACCAAGGCAUUGCAACAUCCUUCUGGUGGUGCAUCGUGACAAUGUCCACUGUAGGCUACGGGGAUAUGACUCCAGUUACUUGGUUUGGCAAGGUCAUCGGAUGUUGCACUGUGCUCACAGGUAUGCUGGUACUGGCACUGCCAAUCACAGUCAUUGGUACUAAUUUCCAGAAAGUCAUGAAAUCGGUCAUGCAUGAAACGAUGAAGAGCAACGUGGAUUUUCUCAAAGGAAAACGCAUGCUCUGCCGUAACGAGAUUGGAGCUAUUCUGGAGAGAUUUCAUGCUGUGACGGAAGGAAUUCAUCUCGAUAUCGACGACGUCAUUAACGUUUACGACACAGAUAACAGUGGCAUGCUUGAAGAUGACGAGCUGGCCAAAUUCCGUAAUGAUCUUGAGGUUUUACAGAACCGAGCCUUCAUGAAUCAAUUGGUUGUGCCUACUGUGGGUCUGCAUAGCUCGCCCUCUAUCAGCAUAAAUCGUCGGGGGUCAGCGACAUCUACAGAGUUGCUACUGCAAAGUAAAGUUAUUCGAACCAACAGUAUGGACCAUCGUCGACUGAGCAUUUCGACCCUACAGGGUCCACCCGUCACUACAGUCAGCUCAGUGGCUCCAGACUUAAGGUCUAACGACCCAGUCACAAUUACUGACUCGUCUUCACGAAAUGGACCAAGUGCUGAUACUCUGAAUGGCCAGCAAAGUCUGUCUGCAGCUAGCAGCACUGCUCACCUUAUUAUGCCAGAUAAUGAGCUACUGCUUCGGCUGCUCGAUAUGCAGGAGAGUUUCCAGGAACGACUUAUUGAAACAGAACAGCGGCUUGAGGCAAAAAUGAACAACCUCACGAAGAUCCUCUUGCGUCUCGAGAGUAUGAUGGAGCUCGACAACUAG
This is a messenger RNA of Phytophthora nicotianae INRA-310, 1893 nucleotides long. RefSeq lists its product as hypothetical. Gene Ontology annotation, biological process: potassium ion transmembrane transport. Gene Ontology annotation, cellular component: membrane. The record is from RefSeq and is a predicted model, not a curated record. The transcript has 2 exons. NCBI's taxonomy places the organism in Eukaryota, Oomycota, Peronosporomycetes, Peronosporales, Peronosporaceae. The coding region runs from base 1 to 1893 and encodes 630 amino acids. Gene Ontology annotation, molecular function: voltage-gated potassium channel activity.